This is a messenger RNA of Vitrella brassicaformis, 1154 nucleotides long. The record is from the annotation of a GenBank genome assembly. NCBI's taxonomy places the organism in Eukaryota, Vitrellaceae.
GGUUUCCUCAUGCACGAUGGGAAUGGAAAUCAUCGUGCAAAUUAACUGAAUCUCAGUCAGUGGACAUGGAUAUGAAAUGUCCUCUUGGGCGUGAAUGGCUGACAGAUAAAGUGUCUCAUUUCGUGGCCGCGAGUCAACUGCUGGGCGGCUGCUUGUACUCUGCAAGCAGGGACAAGCAUCAUUGAACUAUGGCUCCUCAUUCACCAAACAGACGUACUUUCAUGGCCUGGGAAGUAGACAUGACUGUAAUCCCAAGAUGCAAAGAAAGGUUCAGAACCUUGGGAUUCGAAGGCCUCAAAGUUGUCCGUGACCGCAACCAUCUGUACAAGGAGGCAGCAGACGUUGCUGUUGCACAGGCCUUCCCGUGUCAUUUGCAAAGGCCUCACCGUGUCAUUUGCCAUGCAGUACUUGCCCUCUCCAAACUCUCCUGUUGUCUUUGUUGUGCUGGCGCACUUCCCCGUAUCCCCGUAGCACAGGCCUAUGCCUGGAUAGAUAAAGCCUCGAAGCAUUGGCUGCUGGAUUGGCUCUGUCUGUGUAGACGUCUCAUACCUGUCACAUCCUUGGGACCUGUUUCCUCCUUCUUGGCCUCACCAAACCAGUGGCCGUACGUCUUUGCAUGUUUGAGUUUGACUUCCGUGACAACGCAGGUCUCUUUGCGACCGCACGCCGAUCCUGGUUUCCGGGACCAUCGAUACCCGACCAUGUAAUAGUCGGUUUCCCCCCAGACUGUUUCCCCCUGAACAGACACGAACGCGGCAGCCGCUGAUUCGUCGGGUGUUCCUUCCCUUCUGACCUUCCGCCUGCGCGACGUCCCCACCUUGAACAUAACUCUGCAGUCCUUUUCCCGCACUUUCUCUGUGGCGGACGUGAGCUGGUGUUGCAGCGGCAGGUGCGGCUGCAGCACGUUGUUGUUCAACUUGUAGGUUCCAGCUGCAAUGUGGUUCGCUCAGACAAGGUAACAUGCAGAUCGACAGGAUUCACGCACACGCAACUACGACUGGCAUACCUGCAGCAGGCAGGAGGAAGGAGGCGACGAAAAGCACAGCGCCAGCGGUCCCCAUGGGUACUGGAUGGACGGAAUACGCUCUUCAGACGGUGUCCAAGCGAGGGACAUUCACAGAGAGGAAUGAAGCUCUGUCGUUUGCAAAUUAAGC